AUGAUAUAUUUUACUUGGCUUUAUAUUAUAAAAUCAGUGUUGGGUUAACUAACCUAUGAUUCUGGAUAUUUUCCUGGAAUUAGUUCAUCAUGUGCGAAUGGACGUAUAGAAACUUAGACUAUUUCAUUUCAUGGGAUGUUUGAUAAUAUUCCUUAAGUUAUAUUGGAACUUUAACACCUUGAUAUGUAUCAGGGAGCAGAUUUUAGAAUUCAGACUCAAAAUAUUAAAAAGAACAGUAAAAACUUUAUAUAUAUAUACUCUAGAUUUUGAAUUGCGUAUUGAAUGUUUAACAAGUACUACCUUAUGGACCAUUAAGUAUAAUUGGUAUGCAAUCGAUGACAGCAGAAUAUAAGUUAUAAAUAAUUUUAAUAUGGUGAAUGUAGAUGAUAAGACUUUUGAUCACUUCAAUCCAAAUGCUAAUUAUGGAAUAUUAUCUUUUAUAAGUAUGGGAGUGACAGGAAACGUUGAUUUUAAAUUAUCAGUAAUAAUCAAAUAAUAUAUAGAUAACUUCAAUUACUACAACUUAGGUAUCAGUGGGCAUCACUAAAGUGGCUGGAAAAUUUGCUAAUUUAAACCAAAUUGGAUAUUAAAUUAUAUUAGGGAUUUAAGAAGCAUUCUAAGACACAUUAAUACUCAAGCAUACAAGUGAUUAUGAUAGUGGAACUCUAACUGGGCUCUCAAAUAGAUGGUUAUUUUUAGCUUAUAAUGGAAUACAAUUAAGUACAAGUUUCAGACAAAAAUGUGUUCGUACAUCAGUUCCUUUAUCUUACACAGUUGAGACAUGUAUAGUUUCUCAAAUAUUUAGGGUAUGGAACCUACGUUGUGAAUUAUCACCUAAGUAGUUGGGUAGCUUAUCAUUUUACAACUGAAUUUAAGGCCUUUUGGUGUCUAACUUUAAGAAUAUCUUAAUCUCUUGACAUGGAAGUAUCAUAAAAACCUUCUAUAUAUGUUGAAAUCAGUGAAUUAAAUUAAUCAUACUUAUCGUCAACAUAAUUAUUACUUGAGAAAACAGUUCACCUUUAAGUUUCAAAAUUUACAUGAAAUGCGUUAAAACAAAGACAAUUGUUAGUCAAUUUCUAAAAUGUUAGAGUUGUUCAACCAGUAACAAAUAUUACUCAUUCUCACAUUAUUGUCAUGGUUAAAUUGAUGCAGUUACUUAUUUUCCGAAAUUUUAAUUGAUUGAGUCUUCCUAUAAAGAAUUAAACAUUAAUUUUUUAGUUGACAGAAUAACAAUUACAUAAACCUUAUUCAAUUAGAUUCAAUCUAUAGAAACACUAAUAGAAAUAAAAUUUAAAGUUUGA
This is a messenger RNA of Paramecium octaurelia, 1301 nucleotides long. NCBI's taxonomy places the organism in Eukaryota, Ciliophora, Oligohymenophorea, Peniculida, Parameciidae. The record is from the annotation of a GenBank genome assembly.